Messenger RNA from Cheilinus undulatus (humphead wrasse), 3801 nucleotides. It is a transcript of the gene tnip1, whose product is annotated as TNFAIP3 interacting protein 1. Bases 173 to 2233 code for a protein of 686 amino acids. NCBI's taxonomy places the organism in Eukaryota, Metazoa, Chordata, Actinopteri, Labriformes, Labridae. Gene Ontology annotation, biological process: negative regulation of canonical NF-kappaB signal transduction; cellular response to lipopolysaccharide; regulation of transcription by RNA polymerase II. The record is from RefSeq and is a predicted model, not a curated record. The transcript is spliced from 18 exons.
GUCCGCUGACCUGUCAAUCAUCGCUGUUUACAUCAAACGUUGUGAGCUGGAAUUUCCCAGGUUACAGCACAGAGCAGUAGACCACUUCCGCAAUAGAUGUCUGGGCAGAGAGACGAGAGGCCACUGCGAGCUGAAAGUUCAGAGGACCAUGUCUAGGAAGUGAACCACGGCGAUGGAAGGGAAAGGCCCAUACCGCAUCUAUGAUCCAGGUGGGGGAGAGGUCAAGACCAGGGAGGAGGCUGGAGGUGGAAGCAGUUAUCGGCAGCUCCUGGAGGAGAACAGCAUACUGAGGGAGCGGAUGAAAGGACUUAAGAGCUUAGGCGAUUUGCUGGAAGAGUCACAGUCGGAGGCAUCGAGGCUUCGGCAGCGAGUGGAAGAGCUUGUGAGAGACAACGAGGCACUAAAGUCCUCCAGCUUUGCUGCCAGUCUGUGUACAGGAGGGCCCAUUCAAACAGAGACACAAAGUAAACCGUGUUUACACCCCACUUUAGAGCAGAAGGAGGAGCAAUCAAGCUGUUUGGGGAAGACCCUUCAGCCUGAGAAGCCCAAUGAGGCCUUAACAGAGUUCGAGGUCAUAAAUAUGGAGGGGAAGACUACUGAUGCCUUGAAUGCUGGGUCAGUGGCAGGAGUGAUCCCCCUCCUGCCUCAGGAGAACAACGAGCUGGCGAGCCAGCUGAAGAGACUGGAGAGCUCCUUCAGUAUAUUCGCAGAAGAGUCCAACCCCAACCAGCUGCUGGCUCAUCUUGGCCGCAUGGCUGUGGAGUUUCACCACCUCUCCUCUAAAGUCCAAAAGAAUGAACAGAGGACCUCCCUCCUACAGACUCUCUGUGAGCAGCUCAGACAGGAGAACAAUGAGCUUCGAAAGAAAAUGGAAGAGGAUCAUGAUAUCAGGAAUCGGGACUUGGAACAGCUGAGACAGGAGAAUCAGAAGCUUAAGGAGCUAGUCACAGGAGGAGCAGCAGCACCAUCAGCUGCAGCGCCAUCAGACUCUGAAGCUCCAGAGGCCAAAGAGGAGCCUGUGAAAGAGGAAUCUGCUGCUGUUCGACCGAAGAUGGAGGCCAGCACACCACAGAAGAGUGGAAAAUCAGCAGAGAAAACCCCAACCAAACCUUGUGAUGUAGAGGUGUAUGAGAAGAAGAUCAAACUUUUGGAGAAGCAAAGAAAGGAUGUGCUGGAAGUGAACAAGCAGUGGGACAUUCAGUGGAACUCCAUGAAGUCACAGUUUGAACAGAAGAUCACGGACCUCAGACAACGGCUGGCUGAGUCGCAGAAAACGGUGCUCGAGCUGGAAGCAGAGCGCGAGCAAAGGCAGCGCGACUACGACAAAAAGCUGCUGCUGGCAAAGUCGAAGAUUGAAAAUGUACAGGGGGAGAAAGAGUGUCUGAACUCUGAGACCACUGAGCUGAAGCAGAAGAUUCGCUACUUGCAGGACCAGCUGCUGCCACUCAGCAAACAGAGGGAGUACCAGGAGAAGGAGAUCCAACGCCUCAACAGGGCUUUAGAGGAAGCCUUAAACCUACACACCCCAUCAUCCUCCCAACAACCACCUGGCCAGGCCAACUUUGCUGAUGCAGCAAAUAACCUGAAGAAGCAGGAGCUGCUCACUCAAAUCGCUGUUCUAAAAGAACAGGUGAAGAUCUUUGAAGAGGACUUCAGAAAAGAAAGGAGUGACAGAGAGCGAAUGAAUGAGGAAAAAGAGGACUUGAGGCGGCAAGUUGAGAGACUUCAGGGUCAGAUUACUAACUUGACAAAUCAGCUUCAUCAGGCACAGAACGAGUGUCAGAGAGAACGAACAGAGAGGUGUAAGCUGGAGAGACUGCAGAUGCAGCAUCAUAAACAGGGGCAGCAGCAGGAAAGACGUACCUCAGACCCCACGUCAGGCUCAGUGAACGGCCCGCUGAGCCCUCCCUACUGUGGUCCCUUUGUGCAGGUGGGACCGCAGGGCCUUGAGGGCUGGCCCAUACACUUCCCUCCCAGGAUGCCCAAUGCAGCAGGCGCCACAGCCGCAGCCGCCGCAGCACCACCCCCUGUACGAGACUUCCAGCCUGUUAACCCGGGUUUUCCUUGGCAGUCAUCAUUCCCGCAACCUAGAGGGGCCAGAGCAGUAGGAGAGAGUUCAAGACCUCCACCAGAAAACGCAGAUCAGUCUGCAGCAGCAGCAGCUGCAGCAGCAGCAGCAGCAGCCGGGUUUGGAAAAAGGGAGCGACAGAACAUUGAUCCUGGAAAGCACUAAAGCAUCACUGUACCCACCUAAAGAAGUCUGGGUAGUAGCAUGAAAAUCAGUUUGUUUUUGAGUUGACAAGGUGUGAUUUGAUCUAUAAUUUUCCUACUGAACUGUAGAUAUCCUAUUGUAAUGGUUGUUUAUACUUGCGUUUUAUAAGGCUAUUUGUGAAACACUUCGCUAUUCUGAAUAUAUAUACAUGAACUAUUUUGUUUUUUGAUUUUUUUUUUUAUUAUCAGGAACUGAAGUCAUUUAUUAAAUAGGUUGAAAUAAUUAACUUUUUUUUUUGUUUUUUUUUUUUUCAGAAAAAUUAACCUUUGUGAUUGUCUCUCUGCAAAUAUGUAACAACUUGACACUUAGUUUGUUACUUGUAGGGUUACAGGAAGCCAUUCCCCAAUAAGACUAAGACUACAUAUACUCAUUCCAACAAAGAAUGAUUAUAUUGGUACAUUGAAUCAUAGGAUUUCCAAUGUGAAUGUUAACUGAUUUAUGAAGAUUUCUUCAGUACCAUCAAUGUUAUAGGACUGUCCCAUUACGUGUAACUGUUCAAAAGUGGUUGUUGAAAUACAAAAAUUUUGGGAAAUGAAUUUUGAUGGUAUCAUACCAAAAACAUGAUUGUGAUUAUUGAUAAUUUAUUUAUAACUAUUGACUAUGUGUAAAUCAUUGUCUUUAGUAUUGCUGUUCUUUCUAUGUUGUUAGUGUUAUCCCAAUAUAUUGUAGCUAUUGACAUUGUAUGUUUGUAUCAGACACAAUACACAAUGCACACAACAUACACAUCUUUCUUGCCCAUGAUGAUGGACCUAAUCUCAUUAAACACAACACUUCUUCUUGACCAUAAUUGAUUUGAUGAUUUGACCACUCUUUCUGAUUUUCAUACUCAUCUUACUGCAUCCUGUGCUGUCGCUCACAGUUCAGCCCCAACACAUGGUAUCAGAAGUAACAGCAGUAGCGAUGAAGGUCUUCCUCUUCGUGCUGUUCAAAUAUGACCUAAGGAGCUGUAAUUACGCUCAACAAAAGCAGCAGAAAAAGGAAGAUUUUCAUCAUAAUUCAGAGGCUUGAGAUUUAGUGUUAACAGCAGUACAGAUGCUCUUCUGCCAGGUUGCCUGGCUUUGCUCUCUGUUCACUUCAACAACCAGCAAUCCUCGCCAUGUCGACCGACCUGUGACCUGCUGUAUCACUUAGUCAAGAGCCCUAAAAGCAAUCACAUCAUUCACACCUCCAGAUAAUCUGUAACCAUUCUAAAAAGGCAGAUCCAAUCUUAAAUUAAGACGUUUUAAAUCAGCACUCAAUAACGUAGUAUUUUUCAGGUAGUCUGAUGAAGGGCUCCAAAAUAUAAAAAGGCUCCAUUUUUAUCAAAACAAGAUUUUAAGUUACAGGGAGCAAAAAUUCUGAUAGGUGAAAGCAGAAAUGAGAAAUUAGCAGAAUUGCACUUUGAAAGGUACGCUGUAAUUACUGGCAGUUGUUUUUCUUGGUUUGUGGCCCUUUCUCUCUUCUUUUCCUUUUUCCUUUUUUUGCUGUAGGCAAAAGCACAUGUGAGACUUUUUGUAUUUGACUGGCUUAAUAAAUCUAUUCUAAAUGUC